Solanum pennellii is the source of this 786-nucleotide messenger RNA. RefSeq lists its product as uncharacterized. The transcript has a single exon. The record is from RefSeq and is a predicted model, not a curated record. Lineage: Eukaryota; Viridiplantae; Streptophyta; Magnoliopsida; Solanales; Solanaceae. Bases 126 to 569 code for a protein of 147 amino acids.
AUAAAUCCAUCACGAUCGAUACGUAACAAAAAGGAGUUUAAUAUAAAAAGCAAAAGUUAAGUCCACACACUCCACUGCGAUCCCACAAACCCGAGCUCAACUCUCUCUAAUCCCUAACUGCCAAAAUGGAGAACGCAAAAUCCGAUCAAGCUCCGGCGGAAAACUGCUCAGAUCCGGCGCCGUCAAAUUCGAAUUCUGGCGAUGAUCCGUCACCUCCGACUACCGCAGAAAGUUGGGAAGAGAAGCCGGAGAUAGAAGAUCCAGAUAUCAUACGUCAGGCGAAGAGAAGAAAAAACUGUCCAAGUGCUUUAGAUAAAUUCGAUUCCGUCAAUUCAGGUUCUAAUUUUGGAUUUUCCUUCUCGUUCGACUCGAAAUUCUCCGGUUGUUCAACUCCUGAAGUUACCCCCAAAUUCGGAUCGUUUAAUCGGGUAAAACCCGGUUCUACCAAAGAUCCGAAAUCUGAAGAAACCGUACUCGAAGAAGAAGAUGAAGAAAAACCCGAUGUUGUUGUGGAGAAGAAUUCUCUGGGUUUAUUGAGUUCAGUUGAUGGAAUCAAAACUGUAGAUUGACGUAGAUCGGAAAUUACAGAGCGAAUUUACAGAAUUACCAUCUCCACCGGCCGGAGCUUUUCAUCGGAACACCCCCGCCGGCGACUGGAAUUGGUGGGGGUGGGGGAGGGGGAGCACUAAAUGUGGCUAUAUUUGUAAAACACUGAAAACAAAGAGUUUUUUUGUUGUAUUUUUUGCAUCAAUAAUAAUAAUAAUAAUGAGUUUAUGUUUCUAUAUA